AUGAAGCUAGGCUAUUUGGUGGCCUCGCUCAACCUCGUCGACGCACAGAAAAGUCCGAUAGUUGGAGAAUGGGGAGAAUGGUCUCAGUGUGAUGCGCCCUGUGGAGUCGGUGAAAGACGACGUGAACGAAGAUGUCUUAUAACGAAUUUUCGGCGCUGCAAUAAGCAGCCCGGUGGGUUAGUUGAAGUAGAAGACUGUAAUACGGAGGAAUGCACAGGGGAUCCGUAUUGGUCAAAUUGGUCGGAAAAGAACAAGUGCUCUGAGACUUGCGGCGGUGGAACUCAGUCGCGCUUCAGAUAUUGCAUCGGCGGUGAAGCAGGCGAUGUUGGUUGCGAAGGAAUCUCAGAAGAGGUCACUCCUUGCGCGACAGAGCUUUGUCCAGGCGAUUUGUGCAAGGACUCGUUUUUCGAUGUGGCCAUCCUUAUUGAAGCGAAUACCGCAUCACUUUCAUACAAUCCCCAAAUCAAGUCAUUUUUGAAGAAUUUAAUCGGAAGUUACAAAGCGAUUUCUUCCAAUGACGCUAGACUUUGCUUGAUGAGGUUUUCUUCUUGGCCAGAGAUCUUGAACACCUUUGACGAAAUCGAAAGCUAUGGGGAUGCAGUGGAAAUUAUUGAUUCAAUACCUUUUUAUGGAAAAGACGCCGACUUGGCGGCUGCUCUUUUUGCACUCCAAGACGAGUGUUUCGAUCUUUCAACAGGAUGGCGAGGAACAGAAUUAAACAACAACGGAGUCGCCAGUCAGACCAUCAUCAUCACUUCAUCGAACAGCACAAUCAAUCAAAUUGACACCAUCAGAUUGAAGAAAAAGUCACAGCGUAUAUUUGCAAUUACUCUUGGAGAUUCGAGUAUAGAAAAUGUCGAGCUGCUCGUUUCCGAUCCUGUCGAGGAGAAUUACUUCGAAGGCGCUUUUUUAGACGACGUAUUGGCUGAAGCGAUCGUGCAACGUCAAUGCUCAAAUGAGCUCUUCCCAGAUCAAUGUUACAGUAAUUCCGGAAGAGGGUCAUGCGAUGGUGAGUGUUUCACGCAGUACAAUGGAGUGCGUUGCACCUGUCCCAAAGGCACGUUUUUACUCGAGGAUGGAGCCACUUGUGAAGACAUAGACGAGUGCGCCACGGGAACUCAUGACUGUCUUGAUCAUCAGACUUGUUCUAAUUCAUUCGGCGGCUUUCGAUGCGGCACAAUCAUGCACGACUGCCCUGCUGGCUUUCCUUGCUCACAUGGAUGCGGUGGCGGGGGUGGCAUUGGUGGAGCUCUCUCAAUAUUUGAAAUGGAAAUCGGUCAAAGUUCUCCCUGCACUUGUCCUUUUGGAAUGGUUCUUGGACCGGACAAUUUAACCUGCAUGGAUCAGAUUCCGAUCUUUCUCUUGGAUGAGUGCAAGAAUAAUAACGGAGGAUGUUCUCAUAUUUGCCGAGAUCUCGACGAUGGUUUUGUAUGCGAGUGUCCUGAAGAACUUGGACUAUCUGACGACGGCCUAACUUGCGUAUCUAUUUGCUAUACGUGUGAAAACGCAGCAGACCUAACAGAGUGUCAACAGACAGAAUUAUGUCCUUCUUCGACGACUCCAUGUGUAACGAAAAUAAGCAGCGGUGAAAAUGGAGCAAGCCUGAUCUCGAAGGGUUGCGAGAGCACUGAACGCUGCAUCAAAGAUGGAAGCGACAAGCCUGUUAAUUUUUGGACAUCUCCGAAAUGUGAAGGUGACACGUGCGACUGUUGCUGCUAUGAUAGCUUCUGCAACACCGGAGCCGACUGCGCUGCUGCUAGAUCACCUUUUUUAGCCUGCCCUGAACGACCUCAAUCGGAUCUCUUUGAUGUUUCAUGCACUGGAAGUUUUGUCGGAGAUGUGUGCUCAUAUAAAUGCGAAGAUGGACUCUCUCCAAACACGCCUGGGCUUCUCAGCUGCUCCAUUGAUGAGUCGACUGGUGAAGCAGUUUGGAUGGGAGAAGAACCAACUGCAUGUAAUGAUGUUAAUGAAUGUCUUGUCGGAAAUGGAAAGUGUCAGCAAAAAUGCGUGAAUAGACCAAGCGGCUUCAAAUGUGAAUGCUACGACGAUUACGAUCCGCAAAGAGACGCAAAGUACGACCUCGUAUUUAUUGUAGAUCGCAGUGACACAACGCCCGUGGAAUACCUCGACGCAUACAAAGAUUUCAUGAGAACGAUCGUGAUGGAUAGACCUGUUGGUAACGACUUCGUUCGCGUGGCUAUUUUAUCGUACGCUUCUGAUGUCAAAUUUGAAGCGACUUUGGAAGAAAAUAACUCACUAGAUGCGAUCUUGAACGUAAUAGACAGCCUGGAAAUCUCUGGAGUCGGUCGCAAAACUGCUAACGCAGUGGAAUUUCUUCUUGAUCAGGUAGACCGCCAAGGUCGUGAACAUAUUCCCAUGGUAUCAAUUUUACUGACAUCUGGCGUCUCGGAUGAGGAUCGUCUCAAAGUUAUCCUCGCUGGAUGGCGAGUUCAGGCGGCCACUUGGUGUAACGCAUAUUCUCUUGGCAUCGGGCCAUACAUUAGCGAGGAGGAGAUGUUCUUGCUCAGUGGGGACCUUCAGCAUUACCAAAUUAUAAGCUCUCCUGAUCUGCUAAGCGACGUUCCGAAUCUUCCACCUCUAGACGAGUAUCUCGAUAUAUUCUUUCCAGGGGACUACACUCUCCUUGCUGAUGGCAUCUCUUGUAACAUCGAUGAAUGUGCCUCUGGUCUCCACGGAUGCUCUUACCAAUGUCAAGACUUUCCUAAUGGAUACAGAUGCCUUUGCCCACCAGGUGCUAUUCUAGGCCAGGAUGGUAAAACCUGCGACGCUGAUUACUGUGUUACUGCUGGUUGCGAAUAUGGAUGCGUUUCUCGAAGUGGAACUUUCAAUUGCAUUUGUCCUCAAGGAAAACAGUUGAGUUACGACGGUAAAACGUGCGAAGACCUUGAUGAAUGCCGACAGUUCAACGGCGGAUGCUCGCACGGCUGUCAAAAUACUAAUCCGAGUUACAAAUGCACCUGCCCAGAAGGGAUGGUUAUUUCUCAAGACAUGAGGACAUGCAAGGUUAAUAUUUGCCUGCAAAAGAACUGCGAGCAAGGUUGUUCUCCUCAGGACGGUGAAUGCCGUUGUUAUCCAGGAUACUACUUGGCCAGCGAUGGGCGAACAUGCGAAAAAUUCAACCGGUGCCAUCUUGACAAUGGAGGCUGCGAGUUCAACUGCGUUGCUGAUGCCAAUUUCGAUUACCAUUGCGAGUGCCCUGAAGGACUGAACCUUCGGCCCGACAGAAAAACAUGCGGCGUGGCCUGCUACUCGUGCAGUUGGGCCGAGUCCGAAGACGAGUGCAAUCAGAACGGGCAAAUCACGUGUCCUGCUGGAGAUAAUGCUUGUCAAGUUGAGCUUCGUCGAAUAAAUGGCGUGCAGUACAUAAGCAAAGGAUGCAAACAGCCUGAAGCGUGUCUGUCAAAUUACGCGCAAAACUGGGCAGAGAGAGGCAACGGAAUCACCCAGUGCAAUCAACAGGAAGAUUCAACAUGCCAUUAUUGCUGUUUCUCGCAUUUGUGUAACGCAGGAUUCGACUUCUCAUUGGACAUGUAUUUCUUACCGAUGUGUCCGAUUAACUUUCCGUUAAUCGGCUUUGAAGUAUUUGGAGGAAACGAAAACGGUGUAAAGAUUGGUGGGAGCGUACGACAAGAUUGCCCAGAUGGAACAUUUUCAUCCAGCGGAUCACAAGCUAUGUGCAAUUGGGCUUUUGAUCAGAGCACAACUCAAGUAAGCGCUUUCUGGUCCUCAAAGGUUUCUAACGACGGUCAAUGCGAGGAUGUAGACGAAUGCGAAAAUAACCCAUGCUCUCAAAACUGCCUGAAUCUUUACGGAAACUAUCGGUGUUACUGCCAACGUGAUCGAGAGCAGAGCUGCUCCAAGAACAAUCUCGCUAUUUUGUUCGUCAUGCAAGGCACUUCUGACGGAUUUGGAUGUGGCGCUGAAAAUAAUCUUGGCUCAGCAGUUGACUUUGCUGCAUCUUACUUGAACGGACGAAAUUUGCCCGGCUCAUACACAAAAAGAAUAAUCAUUCUUCUUGAUGGAAAAUCCACAGAUGAAAUAAUUUCUGAUCGACUUAAAUCCGAAGCAGACUCGAUUUUUGUUAUUGGAACAUCAAAUAGCUCAAACAAGGAGCUCCAAUCGUUGACUGAAAACGUCGUCCUGAUGAAUGACUACAUAGAACUCAGCUCGAUCAUAUCAGAUGAGUUACUAGAGGGCGUUUGCGAUGGGUCGAGUUCAUACAAGUCCUACGGCAGCAUUUGCGAAAAGGAUGAGUGCGCUGAGAAUAAUGGUGGAUGUCAACAUCACUGCCACAAUACUCACGGGUCGUAUCACUGCUCCUGCACGAACGGGCGCGUUCUUGCCUCAGAUGGCAGAAAUUGUGUUGAAGACUACUGUCGAAAUAAUAACUGCAGCCAUCAGUGCGAAAACAAGGUUGAGGGCGCGCAGUGCAUUUGUCCGGAGUCGAUGAAGAUUGGGAAUGAUGGUCGAACAUGUGUCGAUAUUGAUGAAUGUGAAGUUAACAACGGCGGAUGUGAGUCUGUCUGCGUGAAUACUGACCCAUGGUAUCAGUGUGCUUGCCCAGGUGCUCUCCUUGCUCAAGACCAACGUUCAUGCGUUCCUGAUCCAUGCGAAGGUGUGACCUGCAACGUUCCGGACCAAAUUUGCUACGGAAACCAUGAUGGCACAUACCAAUGUCGCUGCGCUGAUGGAUACCGACAUAAUGCGUUCCUCGGAAUCUGUGAAGACAUAGACGAAUGCCUUUACGGAAACUAUUGCCAAUACGGUUGUGAGAACCUGGAAGGUGGCUACCGAUGUACGUGUCCUGAAGGCAAAGUCCUUCGCGAUGAUGGACGAACCUGUGGAAUCGUUUGUUACAGUUCAGGUUGCAUAAACGCAGCGACAAACGAAGAGUGCAACCGUCACAGUGAAGUGUGCACGCCUGAGGCAGAUUCUUGUCAAAAUGAAAUUCGCAUUCAUUCUGGCGUUAAACGAAUCACGAAGCGUUGCAAGCAAGGGCUUGCCUGUCAGAACAAUUACCGCCAAAAUCCGCCAAGCUAUCUUCUGGACUACUACACUCAGCCGCAGAAUCAACAUCAAUGCAAUGGCGGAACUGCUAAUAACGUAUGCCGAUGCUGUUGCCAAGGAAAUCACUGUAAUUGGGCAGAAAAACCAUGUACAGGAAGAUACGACUGUGGCGCGGCGGACUUCGACGAACUGGUUUUCCUCGUUGAUGGAUCUAAAAACAUAAAACUUCAUGCUUUUAACGAAAUUGCUGCUAGUAUCGCAUCCAUUAGCGAGCAUUUUGAAGAUUCGUCCGUGGAGAUUUCGACAGUGCUAUUCAGCGCAAAUGGAACAAAUUUGGUUGAAAAACUAACUGAAGAUGUUUUUAACGGAGAUCUGAACGGAUCGACUCAGAUGUCUGUUGACUUUAUCAAUAGCGAUCUUACCAGUAAUGCGAAAAUAGUCUUGAUAACGAAUUCUCCCGGAGAAGUUAUCAUUCCAGACGGCUUUUCCGCUCGUGAAAUUUAUGUAGUCGGCGUCGGCAACGUUGAGCAUGACACGCUUAGCUUGAUUGCCAGUGGCAACGUUGAUAACGUUUACCGACUGGGCACAGCUUCCGAACUCGACCAGAUCGUCAAUGAUUUGGAAUCAAAAGUGUGUCGCGCUCCCGAUUUCUGCGAGCUCGCGGAGUGCUCACAUACGUGUUACAGUGAUGCAGAGCGAGCCUACUGCACAUGCCCGGAUGAACUAAUUCUGGACACAGAUUUCAAGACUUGCGUCUCGUCAACAAUGUCGAUCGGAGCUAACUUGUGUUCGAUCAACAACGGCGGAUGUCAGCACAGGUGCAUUUUUGACGGACCCGGUCACCAUUGUGAAUGCGAGCCCGGCUAUCGACUGGAUGAUAAUUAUAGAGGUUGUCAUGAUGUCAACGAGUGCAUGAUCAAUAAUGGGGACUGCUCUGAUCGGUGUAUUAACACUCCAGGAGCACAUCAAUGUAUUUGCUCUAAUUGGGCAGAAGAAAAACUGUCAGGCACUGGUUACUCGAAAGGAACAUUCGACUUUUUCGACGCGAGGGAGUCAUGCAGCUCUGUGGGUGCGCAUUUGGCCAUUCUCAAGGAUCAAAAUCACCUUCGAGCUGUCGUCGAUCAUAUCAAGUCUUGGGAGGAAGAAAAUGAAAGUCUUGUCGGUGCCAAAUACUGGGUCGGUCUAUUCCGAAGUUCUGAUCGCAUUCCAUUUAUUCCGCCAGGUAACUGGACUUGGAUUACUGGGUUGAACGACGAAAGCUUCCAAAAUUUGCAGUUAGAUUUGGACGACGCUCUGAACAAUACAGAUGGAGAUUGGGCAAACGCAGUUUUCCAGAAUUUUAUCUGGGGUAGCGAAGAUCCCAUCAAAGUUCAGCUCGACUGUAUGGAGCAUAUUAAACACACAAAAGCGUACCGACCAACUUACACCGCAGAGGACAAUGUCUUGGCAGCUAGUAUUGAUCAAGUUUACGACAAGUUUGGCGGCAGGCGAAACUACAUUGAUGAUCGUUAUCCGUCACGCUCAAGACGUGAUUUAACAUAUGGUAAUCCAUGUGGAGCUCCACGAACUGCUUGCGGCUCGGCCUAUUCCUACAAUGGAAAGGCAACUCUCUCAGCCGAGCCUUGCUGGAAGCCACUGAACUACAUCUGCCAAAAGACUCUUUCUGAGUCCUUCCUUCAGUACCAAAAUGUCUGGGACAGCGGCGCAAUCGUCAAUCUUUACAUGAGCAGCGACAGCAAUCAAGUCACGCUCACCUUCCCUGUCCCAGUUAAACUUAAUGUAUGGCAUGGUUUUUCAUCUGAAUCUAAUUUCGCCACGACACAUGUAUUAACACAGCGAGUUAAUGGCAAUCACUACGAGAAGCAUUCCGGUAAAGGCAUAUUGUCGUUUGCGAUGGAGCUGGUCACUGACAGUAUCCUGAACUUGGCUGACAUCCUUAUCAAUUAA
Molecule: messenger RNA, 6975 nt
Organism: Oikopleura dioica
Lineage: Eukaryota; Metazoa; Chordata; Appendicularia; Copelata; Oikopleuridae
Source: the annotation of a GenBank genome assembly